Molecule: messenger RNA, 1015 nt
Organism: Venturia canescens
Lineage: Eukaryota; Metazoa; Arthropoda; Insecta; Hymenoptera; Ichneumonidae
Gene: Ppib
Product: peptidyl-prolyl cis-trans isomerase B
Exons: 4
Coding region: 183-815 (210 amino acids)
Biological process (GO): protein peptidyl-prolyl isomerization; protein folding
Molecular function (GO): peptidyl-prolyl cis-trans isomerase activity
Source: RefSeq, a predicted model, not a curated record
AUCGACAUUUAUCGUGGCAGUCGCCAGCGGUUGGUCUCCUCGAGAGCUUUGACCGGAAAAUCUGUACUUGACGCACGCAAAUAUAAUUUUGCGCGAGCAAUCAAUAUUUCUAUCUUCUAUUGAAGAUUAUUUAUCGACAAUCUUGUAAGAUUGUUCUUACAAGGAUAAUACGCGAAUAUUAAAUGUCAAACAUGAGACUAGCUCUUUUGUUCGGCCUCGUAGUCACCGCGUUUUGCUCUGGCAGCAACGCCGAGAGCAAACCAAAUGGACCAAAAGUGACACACAAAGUACAUUUCAUGGUUACGAUUGGCGAAGAGCCCGCGAAAGAAAUCGUGAUUGGUCUUUUUGGUAAAACCGUCCCUAGAACUGUAGAAAAUUUCGUAGGUCUAGCUGACGCACCAGAGGGUCAAGGUUACAAGGGAAGCAAAUUCCACCGUCUAAUUAAAGACUUUAUGAUCCAAGGAGGAGACUUCACAAAGGGUGACGGUACCGGAGGACGUAGUAUUUUCGGUGAACGCUUUGAGGAUGAAAACUUCAAGCUCAAACAUUACGGAGCUGGAUGGGUAUCGAUGGCUAACGCUGGCAAAGACACCAACGGCUCUCAAUUCUUCAUAACGGUAGUCAAAACACCGUGGUUGGAUGGCAGGCACGUCGUUUUUGGAAAAGUCAUUGAUGGAAUGGAAGUGGUCAAAAAAAUGGAAGCAAUUGGCAGUGACUCCAAAGACAAUAAGCCAAAUCAACCAAUGGUCAUUCAAGACAGCUGGUCUGAAGUUGUAGACGAGCCUUUCGCUGUUUCAAAAGAUGACGCUCAUUAAAGUCUUCAGGAGCAAUUAUCUUCCAUCUUUCUUACAGCAGUUAUAACCAUGCUUGAGAAAAAGCUCAAUUUCCAAGGACCUAUAACCAACAUUCUACAGCCAUACAUUUCAACUUUUCUACGAGUAUAAAACACGCAUUUGAUUUAUUCAACGUUCAAUAAAAUUCAUUUGUUUUGAUUAUUUUUCACGACACUUCAAAA